Cladophialophora immunda is the source of this 4952-nucleotide messenger RNA. RefSeq lists its product as uncharacterized. Lineage: Eukaryota; Fungi; Ascomycota; Eurotiomycetes; Chaetothyriales; Herpotrichiellaceae. Gene Ontology annotation, cellular component: mitochondrion. The coding region runs from base 222 to 2303 and encodes 693 amino acids. The transcript has a single exon. The record is from RefSeq and is a predicted model, not a curated record.
GGAAAACACCACACGCGUGGAAAAACACGACGAAAUCUUAUGGAAUUUUGCAUGACCGCUAAACUGCUUCUCCAUCCUCCCCUGCACAUCUCAAACGCACCCACUCGUAUACGUACGGACAUCGCCUCAGUCUAUUGCUUCGUAUAGCUUCCAUCUCGGUUACCUCCCUCUUCUCAGCACGCCUGUCCUGACGCCUUCAACGGGCAUGAGCUGAUUUCUACAUGGAAUUGGUCCCGCGGUGCUGGCGUCCGUCAUGUUUACCGAACCUCAAAUCGCGCUCCCACUACUUCUGCGCUCGCGUCAAACCCGGACGAACUCUCUCAUCCAGCCACCGUCCUCUAUCCGGCGCCGCGGCUGAGUUCGAGAGACUUCGUCCAGAAACCCUCUCUCGGCCUGUGCUGCGGACAAAUGUUUCUCUACAGGCACUGAGCCGUGCCUCGUCGUCCCCGAACGCGCAGCCCGAACAGAGAAAUCACAAUCCUGCACGCCUUCCAGUAUCCUGUCCUGGGUGUGGCGCUCUCACCCAAGAUGUCGACGCUGGAGAGGCGGGGUUUUAUACAUUGUCAAGAAAAGCAGUGGUGAAAUACCUCGGAGACCUCGAGGCCUCGAGUCGGCUGCAGAAUGAAGGACACGCUGACGCAGACGGGGCACACGUCGGCGCCCCGAUCAGCUCACAAGAUGAUGAAAGUCACAGGAAUGAGCACGGUAUAGUCCAGCAUCAAGUCCAUGUAACACCUCCUGUCUGCGAUAGAUGUCAUUAUUUGAUCCAUGACUCGCGAGGUGCCCCCAUUGCCCAUCCCUCCAUUGAAGCCAUCGCGGACUCGAUCGCGGAAUCUCCCUUCGCCAGGAAUCAUGUCUACCACGUCCUUGAUGCUGCAGAUUUCCCCAUGUCUCUCAUCCCUUCCGUUUACAAGAACUUGGCUUUGGCGAAACCUCGAACUCAGAAUCGUAGGUCUCAGCAUUCGUUUUCAUCCCGGCCCUCUGUAUCCUUCAUCAUCACCCGGUCCGAUCUGCUAGCUCCAACCAAGGAGAUGGUGGACAGUAUGAUGCCCAAAUUCAUCGCCAUCCUGAGGACUGCCUUGGGUCGAAUGGGACAAAAGCUCAGGCUGGGCAAUGUGCAUCUGGUCUCGUCGAAACGAGGAUGGUGGACAAAGGACAUCAAAGAAAGUAUUUGGCAAAGGGGUGGCGGCAAUUGGCUCGUUGGGAAGUUCAAUGUGGGAAAGUCAAACCUCUUUGAGGUCCUUUUCCCCAAAGGCUCGUACAGCAGGGCGCCUGUGUAUACAGAAAUUCAGCGACAGCAGGAGAUCGAGUCUCCGCAUAAGUCAACCGAUACCGGCUUUUUCUCUGAGAAGAAACUGUUGCCUCCUCCUCAGCCGGAAGUUCCUUUUCCGGCGAUGCCUCUGGUGUCAAGUCUGCCGGGGACAACGGCAUCCCCAAUCCGACUUCCCUUCGGCAACCACAAGGGAGAGCUGAUUGACAUGCCGGGUCUGGAACGCGGGGGCCUUGAGCAAUAUGUCAAACCCGAGGACAAGGCUGACCUCGUCAUGACACAACGUCCAACCGUCGCUCAGCACAUUAUCAAGCCUGGUCAGUCUCUGCUCUUGGGAGGGGGACUAGUCCGUAUCACGCCGCUCCUCGAUGAAUCCGACCCGAGUACCACCGUGCUGGCGUAUCCCUUUGUUCCGCUCAAAACCCACGUCACGUCUACGGAGAAAGCAUGGGGCACGCAGAUGCAAGAGCGCGCAAGCGGUGUGGAAUCGAUCCUGGCAGAAGGGGCAGGGACUUGCAUGUCUUCUGCCGGUCGAUUCAAGUUGCAGACCGAUGUCACAAAGUCUAGAGCCGGCUCUAUGAUCAGAGCUGGGGUUAACAUUGAGAAAUUGCCAUUCCGCGUCUUCGCGACUGACAUUCUCAUCGAAGGAAUUGGAUGGGUGGAACUGGCCUGCCAGGCCAGGAAAAGCAAACGCGUACAUCAGUCUGAGUCGCCUGCUGAAGAUUCUACCGGAUCAGACAUCGGAAGGUCGGGCGUGCCCACGGCUGAAGGUCUGUCCAUUGGCAGAAGCACGUUUACCCCCUUCACCUCUGUUCGGACCGGUGAAGACUCGGAGCCGUCUCUCAACUUUCCUGAAGUCGAGGUCUUCACGCCAAACGGCAAAUUCAUCGGACAAAGAAACUGCCUCGGUGUGUGGCAAAUGUGGAAUACAGGAAAGCCUCAGACGAACAGAGCUGCGCGCCCUCGUAAGCCGAUGAGCGGCGCAAAGAAACGAGAGAAGAUGCACCGCAGGGCUGCCCUGGCUGGAAUCUAAAGCACUGGGUCUAUACCGACGCAGAGCUCAACGGAUGUCUGCCCCAUUAAUUCUCGCUGGUGGCGGCAAAUGGUCAGAGUUGUUUACUUGAAUUCGACGGAGAUGUGGAAAAGAGCAUGUCAUUCUAUCCAUAUCUGGAUUGCAAUCUGCUAUGUCAUGUCCCGCGACCAGCGUCGUUUCUCAAUGCGGUUGAUUAGAGAAUCACAAUCACGAGGAGUGCCCGUCCUUUGUACUUCCUUGCCCUUCUCUAAUCCGUCAAGACGACAAUCUUGCCGCGGGCAAGGUUCUUCUCCAUGGUAUCGUGAGCCUCGACAAUCUGGUCCAACUUGAACACUCUCCCAAUCUGGAUAGGCAAGGUGCCUCUCUCGAUCUGCUUGAGCAAGUCGUUUAGGGGGGUCUCUUUGAAUUCGUCUGGACCACCAGAGUAAACAGUCAAACAGACAGUAUGGGGGAUGAGCUCCAUUGGAGACAGGCUUUCCAUUGUCCAACUAUUCCCUGAGAGAUUAUCAUCAGCACGACUCAAAACGAAAUACAAAGCAGUCGAGUACUUGCCAACGAUGCCGGCCAUGCAGACGAUUCCACCUCCGACGGCACACCGCAAGGAGUCUCUUAGAGUAGUUGUCCCUACCAACUCCAAGACUUUGUCGAAUUUGUUGUUUUUGACCUGCUCGGCGACGUGCCCGUCGUCGAUGAAGACCUGAUCGAUUCCACUCUUGUGCAUCAAUUCGGCCGUGGCCUUUCCAGCAUUUCUCGUUGUGCCCGCAACAAAGCAACCAUGGUUCUUCGCAAUGGCGGCCGCGGCCAACCCAAUCGAGGUCGUCCCACCUCGAAUGAGCAGACGGUCCUCGCUCCUGAGUUUGAGGGCUUUGAAGAGACACCCAUAACUCGUCUGCAACAUCUCUGGCACGGCGCCCACAAUGGCCCAGUCCAGGUCCGUGUCUAGCGCCUGCGUGUUGUCCGCCUUGACGCAGGUGUACUCGGCGUAUCCGCCGUCGAAAUCGCGGCCCAUGCCCCCCAUCGCGGAGGCGACCUUUUGGCCGACCUUGAAUUUGCCGCCGGGGCACUUUUCGACGACGCCGGCAGCCUCGAUCCCCAACACGCGAGGGAACUUCACGCCGGGACUGUACCCCUGGCGAGUGAAGAGCUCGGAGCGAUUGAGCCCAAAGGCUUUGAUGUGGAUGAGGACCUCGUCCUCCUUGGGCGUGGGGAUCGAGAGCUGUUCGAUCUUGAGGACUUCGGGCCCGCCGGCCUCGUGAAUCACCACGGCCUUCAUCGUCGUCGCCAUGUUAUGUACUGUUUUCUUUUCUUUGGAUGCAAUGGAGGAGACCUCGACGUGGACCUGGCGGUGAUUUCGCGUCAAAAUGGCCCAAAUGGCGCUCCGUGUCUGAAAACCGAACGGGCAGGAACUCUGGGGAGGCAGUUAUAUACACAACCACCUUGUACAACAAACUGGAACCCUCGCAGCCAGGCUCUUCUCAACUCUAAUUUGUACUUAUGGCGAGAACCAACGGGACUCCUUGUCCAGGUCGAGAAUUCUCUUUGCACUCUGAAGCCGUCCGUUUGCCCUUUCCGGCCACCUCUCGGGACAUCCAGCUAUCAAAACCGUGUCGACUAGGCACCUGGGCACGGCAGAAGAGGUUUCUUGAUACCUCCCACCCUGCGACGAGAAAAUCACACCAUACCGGAAAAGGCCGGAUUGACGCGUAUAUCUGAUUAAUCCACGCCGCGGAAGGGAGCAGGAGGUUGACGACCUGCCCGUACCGCAAGUACGUCUUAUGAUUGUGUGCCGUCUUUCGCUGCGGGGGCCUUGCAUUAAGGACUAUGCACCGGGUUAAAAUGUGCGUGAAUUGCCUAAGCCACCCUGCACUUUUAGGACGUCCUGGUGGUGCUGGGGCUGGGGUUGAUAGGACUAACGAGGCUACUUGUUCGGGUUCGCUUUGGUGGACGAAUCAGGGCAAACAGAAUCUACAGCAAAAUUCGACCCAUGUCGUUCGAGACAUCAGAAAUAGCCACACAUGUCAUGUAAUCACCAAGACCUCGCCGCCGAAGAGCAAAAUGUGAGAAGCGAAUCUCGUCGCUGUACCAUUAGGAUUAGAGCAAUGGAGUACUCUCUACAGAUGUGUCCAACGAAGGCAGAUUCUUCGAUCUCUCUGGACCGUGAGAAGCCUCAUUGUACCCUAAACGCCAAAACAGCCUGAUUUCUACCCAAUGCAUCAUAACACAAAAAGGGUAUGUUUGCGAGCCCAAAGCCAAACAAGGUACGAACCCAACCGUCAUUUAUGUAGCAACACCGGGGAUUGGCAUGAGUGAACAAUCAGGAACCGGCAGUCAUGUUCUUGGGAGAUCCUAUCCGGUCCCAUGAGCUCUCCCUGACGAAGGAGAUCUCCCUUGUUGACCGUCACUGUCUCCGGAGCUGUCUUCCUCCGUUUCAUUGUCUGCAGCAUUGAAAGUAUCGGCAGACACGGGUUUCUGCUUGGUGAUCAUUUGGCUUUGCUGCCGUCUGUGGUUUGCUUCAAGGCGUUUCAGCUUCUCAUCUGCUUCGCGCAGUUUUGUCUCGAGUGUCUCGAGUUCGUAUCUUUGGGAGAGGACUGUGUCUUGUCUGCAUUUCAAGGCAUUGCUGUCAGUGACAUUUCGCUCGGCAAAAGGGGG